AUGGACUUGUCGAUGCGUGUCUAUUUGACAUUUCAUCGCGCCAUUGGCCUAGGAAGUCUAUACUACGAUGCACAACGGAAACGCUUUCUACUCCGUCAUUCGCGUUCGCAGGUCUACUGCCUGCUUCUGGACGUGGCCUACCUAGUAGUAAUGCCGUACGUGGUUUCGCUGCUCGUGGAUACCUUCUAUCGCUGCGAGGUGCUCGACAUGUUUGCCAUCGUUUUCAACGUGACGGCGCUGGCGAAGAUGCUGGCGGUAGUGCUUCUGUUGCUCGGGGCGUGGUUUCGUCGGCGACCGAUACAGUUCAUCGCUAACGGCCUACAGAGCCUACUGGAACGCUAUUGGCAGCGUUUGGACGCGGACUGUACUCAGAUGUCACUUCUUCGUCGUCGCUGCCUCUGGAUGAUGAGCCUGAUUAGUGCUCGCUUUGUGGUGCUCGCACUGCAGCUGUUCGGACAAGGAAGUGCGAUCCACUGUGUAGCUCGGGGCGUGGCCGAGCCCUCGCCCUUUUAUGUGACUUCAGCGCUGUUUUUACUGCUUAUGGAAUUGAUGAUUAGCUGCGCCGACUUCAGUAUCUAUAUGGCAGCUGCAUGUUCCAACACUUUGCUGGCAAUGAUGCGGCAGGAGGCGCAGGAGCUGGUGCAGGAUUCGCAGGCGUUGCGACAAAAACGUUUCAGUUACCACGUCAUAUGGGAGCGUCAGCUAUUGGUGGCCUGGUGCGGGCUCUGGCAGCGCUGUCUGCGUCUGUCCGCCAUAAUGGAAGUGAUAGUGCAAAGUUUCCAAUGGCAACUGCUCAUUGAUCUCUUUAAUAGCUAUGUCUCCGGAAUUGCCAUAUUCUUUCGCUUGAUGGUCUACGCCAGUGACGGGAGUGCUUUUAAACUGUCCAAGUUUUUCGUCUACGUAUUUCUCUGCAUCUCAACAUUCGCCGAAAUCAUGCUGCGCUUUUUCAUUUUCGACAUCAAUCGCAGACAUUGGGAGUAUUUGGAGCACCACUUUGUCCAGUUCUGGCUCCACCUACCAGAGGUGGACAAAAGUGCGCCGGGUACAGUGUUGAGCCGGCGGCUGGAGUUUUCGGUGCUAAUGCUGGGGCGGAAUUUGCAGACACAGCCCCAACGAAUACGACGCCUUCAAAUUGCAGGACUAUUUGACAUGUCGAUGGAGACGGGGUUCAGCAUGUACAGCUCCAUGUUCAUGAAUGUGAUCAUACUUUGUCAAAUCGCUUUGAAAAAAUACAUAGAGGAUGGAUAA
Molecule: messenger RNA, 1248 nt
Organism: Scaptodrosophila lebanonensis
Lineage: Eukaryota; Metazoa; Arthropoda; Insecta; Diptera; Drosophilidae
Gene: Gr58c
Product: putative gustatory receptor 58c
Exons: 2
Coding region: 1-1248 (415 amino acids)
Biological process (GO): sensory perception of taste
Cellular component (GO): membrane
Source: RefSeq, a predicted model, not a curated record